Messenger RNA from Cyprinus carpio (common carp), 4736 nucleotides. It is a transcript of the gene hspa12a, whose product is annotated as heat shock protein family A (Hsp70) member 12A. NCBI's taxonomy places the organism in Eukaryota, Metazoa, Chordata, Actinopteri, Cypriniformes, Cyprinidae. The record is from RefSeq and is a predicted model, not a curated record.
GUCUGGAUCGGUACACUUCCUUUCUCUGGGUGUCAGACAGCCUGAGAAAAACUCAACUGUAGGUCAAACUCGAGAUAGUUUCUUUUAAAUGCGCUCCAGAGAGUUAGUCUUAAAGAGUUUUGGGCUGGUAGGUGUAAGAGCAUAGUGAAGAAACAGGACCGGGGAAGUACACUUAAGAAGUAAAGAAUCUAAUGAGCCGCGCUAAAAGUUAGACAUCAAGUUGGAUCUUAAUAGGAAUAGGGAAACUUGAAGAUUUUAAUGAUGACUGAGAAAGAGUUGGUGAUUGACGACGUCAUAACAGAUGCAAUGGCCACUCCAUCUCCAGCCAAGAGUAUGGGCGACCCAGGCAUCACGCCACUUUCCCCCACACACGUACUGAAGGACUCAGAAGAAAAUGAGCCUACGAGACACCCCUAUGUGGUGGUGGUGGCCAUUGACUUUGGCACCACCUCCAGUGGCUACGCAUACGCCUUCACUAAAGAGCCAGAGUGCAUUCACACUAUGAGGCGCUGGGAGGGUGGUGACCCAGGUGUGUCAAAUCAGAAGACGCCCACCACCAUUCUACUGAGUCCAGACAGGAAGUUCCACAGUUUUGGUUAUGCAGCCCGAGAUUUUUACCAUGACCUGGAUCCCACCGAGUCUAAGCAAUGGCUCUACUUGGAGAAGUUUAAAAUGAAACUACACACCACUGCAAAUCUGUCCAUUGAUACAGAUUUACAUGCUGCCAAUGGGAAAAAGGUGAAAGCUCUGGAUAUUUUUGCUUAUGCUCUGGCCUUUUUUAAGGAGCAGGCUCUUAAGGAACUGAGUGACCAAGCAGGGGCAGAUUUUGAUAAUGCUGACGUCAGAUGGGUCAUCACAGUACCGGCCAUCUGGAAAAUGCCAGCUAAGCAGUUUAUGAGAGAGGCAUCAUAUAAGGCUGGUUUGGUUUCUCGUGACAACCCUGAUCAGUUGAUCAUUGCUCUGGAACCAGAGGCUGCGUCCAUUUACUGCAGAAAGCUUCGUCUCCACCAAAUGGUUGAUUUGGGCAGCAAAACGGCCCUGAACGGUUACAGCCCAACUGAGAACGUUGGGGUGGGAAUGACCCAGGCCAAGGAGCAUGUGCGCCGUAACCGACAGAGCCGCACCUUUCUGGUGGAGAAUGUCAUAGGAGAGCUCUGGUCUGAACUCACUGAAGGGGACCGUUAUGUGGUGGUGGAUUGUGGAGGAGGGACGGUGGAUCUUACUGUGCAUCAGAUCCGGAUGCCGGAAGGGCACUUGAAGGAGCUUUACAAAGCCUCAGGAGGCCCGUACGGCUCUAUCGGUAUAGAUUAUGAAUUUGAGAAGCUCCUGUGUAAGAUAUUCGGACAGGAUUUCCUUGACCAGUUUAAGAUCAAGCGUCCAGCUGCCUGGGUGGAUCUGAUGAUUGCGUUUGAAUCUCGUAAGAGAGCGGCGGCUCCUGACAGAAGCAAUCCGUUGAAUAUUAACCUGCCCUUCUCUUUCAUCGACUACUACAAGAAAUUCAGAGGACACAGCGUAGAGCAUGCGCUGAGGAAGAGCAAUGUUGACUUUGUGAAGUGGUCUUCACAGGGCAUGCUGAGGAUGACCCCAGAUGCAAUGAAUGCACUGUUCAAACCAACUAUAGACCACAUUAUACAGCACCUGACUGAGUUAUUUGAAAAGCCAGAGGUGACAGACAUCAAGUUUCUUUUCCUGGUGGGAGGAUUUGCGGAGUCUCCGCUGCUGCAGCAGGCGGUUCAGAAUAUGCUUCAGGGCCGCAGCCGAAUUAUUAUUCCGCAUGACGUGGGCUUGACCAUCCUCAAAGGGGCAGUGUUAUUCGGCCUGGAUCCCAGCAUCAUAAAGGUGCGCCGUUCUCCGCUUACCUACGGCGUGGGCGUCCUGAACCGUUUCAUAGAGGGGAAGCACCCGCCAGAGAAGAUGCUUGUAAAGGAAGGUACGUGCUGGUGCACCGACGUCUUCGAUACGUUCAUCUCCACCGAUCAGUCAGUGGCGCUGGGAGAAACGGUAAAGCGUAGCUACACGCCGGCGAAGCCGUCACAACAGGUGAUCGUCAUUCACGUAUACUGCUCAGAAAAAGAGUCGGUCAGUUUCAUCACGGACCCAGGCGUGAGGAAGUGUGGUACGCUGAAGCUGGAUGUGAGCGGUACUGAGAGUCCAGCAGCACGAAGAGAGAUCCAGACGCUCAUGCAGUUCGGAGACACUGAGAUAAGAGCCAUGGCUGUCGAUGUGGCAACCUCUCGCAGUGUCAAAGCUAGCAUCGAUUUCCUUAGUCAAUAAAGGAAGAUGAGGGAUGAUUAAAUCACACACUGCACAAACUCAGCUUUUUAGUUAUGUUUUCCAGUAAAAAUAUCCAAACAUUCUUAAAAGAAGACAGAUUUGUUGCUUUUAAAAUUGCUUCAUACAUUAAAACUUGUUUCUAGAUUUUUUUCCUGAAAGAAAGUAAUACAUAUAAUUAGACAGAACACUUUCAAAUGAUUAAAAGUAGUCAUAAAGACAUUUAUUGUUACAAAAGAUUAAUAUUUCAAGCAAAUGCAAACAAACUUUCAUCAGAGAAUCCAAAAGAAAAAAAGAUAUAUAUAUAUUACAUAUAUCAUGCAUUCCACAAGAAUAUUAAGCUGCACAUCUGUUUUCAAAAUGGAUAAAAAUAAUAAAUGUACCUUAAGCACCAAAAUGGCACAUUCAAAAGAUUUCUGAAGAAUCAUGUGACAUGAUGAAAGACUGGUGUAGUGGCUGCUGAAUUCAGCUUAUUCACAGGAAUAAAUUACAUGAUGAAAUAUAAAAAUGAAAACGGAAAAUGGUUUUUUUAUUGUAUUAAUAUUUCACAUUAUUGCUAUUUUACUGUAUUUUUCACAUAAAUGCAGUCUUUGUGAGCAUACGAGAUGUCUUUCGAAAACAUACAAAUCUACCAACCCUAAACUUUUCAACAGUACUGUACUGAAUUACAUUUAUUUGCAAAUGGUUUAUUUUCUUGUUAUAAACAUCAACAUCAAUUGAGAUAUUUUACCUGGAAAACAAAACAAAAUGCUGAUUAAAAUAGUUUUGCGGUGUAGAAGGAUAAAGAAAAGAAAGAGAAAACUAAAAAUAGACAAGGAACGAGAGAUGAAGGUUUGGAGUCUCAACUAAUAUUCCAUGUUUGACAUUUGCUUGAAUAGUUGUGCCAUUCAUGUUAUUUUAUUUGGUUGUUUCAUUUUCCAGGUCCACGCCUGGACUUAACUCCAGAUGAAACUUCUCCUAUUUGGCCAAAGUCGAGUUCAUUUUGUCUCAUCGACACUCAUCUAGGCUCAGUCUGUUAUUCUCUGUAUGCAUCUGUUAUAGUCUAUUUGUAGUCUUAGUGGCUAUUUUCUGCACAGAGAUGCAAACUCUGCAUGGAUAGAACCAAAAUACAGCUGCGUAUUGCUAGUAGUGCAGUUUGGAAUAGCAUCCUGUCAUAACUUAGCAACAAGACGAGUUCAAGUUAAGGCAGCUACGUUAGUCUUCUAUACACAUUCUGGCUGAAAUAUAAUAUCGUUCUCUUACAAAAACAUACUGCUUUGCUCUUAAACUCUGGUCUGUUACCUGCAAGUCCCAGUCUAGAACCAGUUCAUUCAUUGAGGUUGUGAUGAGGAGCUAAAGCAGAUGGUUUUGUCUUCUGGACUGGUGACCAUUUUGAAACUCCGGAUGUUCUUCAUCUCAAACAUUUAGGAUGGUACCGAAACCUACAGAAGCUACAUAUCACAAAGGUGCUGAUUCCCGUGACAAAAUUACCAUCAGUGCUACAGGACUACGUGGCAAAACACUUUUUUUGUGUGUGUUUGUGUUGUUUUUACAUCUCAUUAUGUUGACUUUUUGUCUGUUUCUUUUUUGUAUGUCAAAGAGUUCUAGACAGCAGAGAGAUUGAGGGCGCCGUUUUGUUUGUUGCGAAAUUCAGCAUAUCUUCAUAUUGUUGGUCAGUAUGUUGCUCUAAGCAGAAUGAGAACGCAUAAUCCUAGAAUGUGAAUCUUAAUUAUCAUUUGAAGUGGCAGUGACAGAGAAACCACUAGCUGUACCUGCAACAUGAUUCGAAACGAUAGCUAUUGCUAUAUGCUAGUUGCCUUUAAUCCUGCUCCUUAGAAAGAGAAGCCACUGAUUUUUUUUUUUUUCAGUUUUUUAUUUUUUAUUUAGGAGGAUAUGUGACAAAUGAAAAUGUUUAUUUCUGUAUAUACAGUAUUUAAAGAUAUUGUACAGAUUUUUAGCGUUGUUUUAGCAUUAGCGGCUUUAUGAGCAGUGUGUGUAUGCAGGCCUUAAGAGCACACAUUCUUUCUUCCACUCUCACCAGCCUUCAUAUAGAUACCCAAUUUAGAUAUUACCCUAAUCCAAACCCAAACAUAACCUCCAAAACUAAAAUAUAAUCCUAUUCCCAAAACCGUAACCUUACUUUAACCCCAAACUACACCCCUAUGCAGACCAAAAUAAUCCCAACUUUCCAGUUCCCAAAUGCAGUUGUGUGAAAUGCCUUUGUUUUGCUCCAUUUUUAGAAACUACAGCAAAGAUCCCAAGACUUGAAAACCUUUGACCUUAACUUUACUCGCAGUCAUCAUUUGAAAUUCUAAAUUUGUGGUAUAUUUUGGUUUGGGAAAUGAGGGGACUGCUGUGUAUGUGGUCUGUAGAUGAUACCACAAAUGACAGGCAAUAGUUGUGAGUUUGGUUUGGAAGAUAUUGAGACAAAUGCGAUACAAAAAAAAAAAAAAAAAAAAAUAAGCAAUAAAGGUAUUGCAAUGUGA